AUGCCAAGUUACUUCAUUCCUGGUGCCCUAGUUACUGUUCUGUUUUUCUUAUGGGGUUUCAGUUAUGGACUUCUCGAUACUUUAAAUAAACACUUUCAAAAUGUACUUCAUAUCACAACUACACAAACAACCUUUAUGCAAGUCGCAUACUUUGGUGCAUACUUUGUAUUCAGUAUACCUGCUGGUAUGAUCUCAAAAAGAUUUGGAUAUAAGCGCGCAAUCAUCUUUGGUUUAGCACUAUACGUUAUCGGUGCUAUCGGAUUCUACCCCUCAGCGGUUACACUCCAGUAUGGAGGUUUCGUCGCUUCCCUAUUUGUUAUUGCAUGCGGUUUGGCCACACUUGAAAACUGCGCAAACACAUAUAUUGCUAUCAUUGGAUCUCGUAAAUGGGCACCGUUCCGUAUUAAUGUAGCCCAGGCAUUCAACGGUAUUGCCUCUGCUGUUGCUCCAGUUAUUGCAUCAUAUGCUUUCUUUGGUGGUGAUGAAGGGGCCACAGAUAGCUUGGAAACAGUCAAGUGGACAUAUAUUGGUGUCGCAUGUGGUGUGUUUGUUAUUGGUGUACUGUUUUGCUUUGCAAAGAUUCCUGAAGUGGAUGAAGAGGCUAUGAUGGCUGCCGAAGCUCUUGCAACUGGUGUUACGAUUCGUCGUGCUUCCCUUGCCUCUCCACAUCUCUUGCUUGGCGCGCUGGCCCAAUUCUGUUACACAGGUGCUCAAGUGUGUGUUGCUUCUCUUUUCAUUUUCUAUGGAAAUGAGGUUGGAGGGUUUAAGGAUUCCUAUAGCUCUCAGCUACUUUCGUAUGGUCAGCUGUGCUUUACCGUUGGUCGUAUCUUUGGAGCUAUUCUUUUACGCAAGUUCCGUGCAGACCAUCUUAUGGCAGUUUUUUCUGCAUGUGCUUCUAUCAUCAAUAUUUUUGUUAUUGCUAUGCGUACUCCCAAGACAACAUAUUCUCUUUUGGCCCUACUGUUCUUUGAGUCUGUUAUGUACCCAACAAUCUUUGCGCUAGCAACCAGAGAUCUGGGCCGUAACUACAAACGAGGAGCAUCUAUGGUUAUUAUGGGUGUCGGAGGUGGUGCUUUACUCCCACCAGUUCAGGCGGCAAUCAAGGACAGCGUUGGUAUUCACAUCUCUUUUGUCAUCCCAUUGAUUGCAUAUGUAUAUGUCCUGUUUUAUGCAAUCUGGGGCUGCCACAUAGUUCGAUAUGUGGAUGAGCCAGUGGAUGUUGAAGAAUUCGGAGACGGUAAACCCCAAAUCAGUCAGAUCGAACUCGAGUCAUCCAGUUUUGAAAAGACUCAAGUUUCCCACAAGUAA
Phycomyces blakesleeanus NRRL 1555(-) is the source of this 1308-nucleotide messenger RNA. RefSeq lists its product as hypothetical. Gene Ontology annotation, biological process: transmembrane transport. The coding region runs from base 1 to 1308 and encodes 435 amino acids. The transcript has 6 exons. The record is from RefSeq and is a predicted model, not a curated record. Gene Ontology annotation, molecular function: transmembrane transporter activity. NCBI's taxonomy places the organism in Eukaryota, Fungi, Mucoromycota, Mucoromycetes, Mucorales, Phycomycetaceae.